AUGGCUUCUUUGACAGGCAAAAAGAUUGUCGUGACCGGCGCAGCCAGCGGAAUCGGCCUGGCAACCGCUCAGCUUCUGGCAAAACGCGGUGCCGUGCUGUCAAUAUCCGACAUCAACCAGCAAGGGCUGGAUACUGCGCUCAAGAGCCUGGAAGGGACGGGUCACUUCGGCACUGUCCUCGAUGUGCGCGAUUGUGCCGCCGUGAAUGCGUGGAUCGACGACUCGUUCAAGAGACUGGGAGGCCUGGACGGCGCCGCGAACAUUGCUGGCGUCGAGCACGAGGGCGGCCGGUACCUUGCCGACGCCAGGGACGAGGACUGGGACAUUGUGAUGGGGAUCAACUGCGCCGGUGUAUUCUACUGCAUGCGGGCUGAGCUGAGGAAGAUGUUGAACGUCGGGGGGUCGAUCGUCAGCAUAUCCAGCGUCGGAGGGCUAAUAGGCCUGGCCGAGACAUCCAUCUACAACGCGUCGAAACACGCCGUUAUCGGCCUGACACGGACCGCCGCGAGGGAGUAUGGGUCUCACAACAUCCGGGUCAACACGGUGGCUCCAGGUGUCAUUCGAACCGCUCUCGUCAAGGCGAUGGAGGACGGUCACAGGCGUGGGACCGUCGUGACAAAACAACAGGCCAUCGACCGUCAGGCAGAUCCCAUGGAGGUGGCCACGGUGGUGGCGUUUCUGUUGAGCGACGACGCCAGUUUCGUCACUGGAUCAACGUACAAAGUUGACGGAGGCUGGACUGCGUAG
This is a messenger RNA of Fonsecaea nubica, 747 nucleotides long. RefSeq lists its product as hypothetical. NCBI's taxonomy places the organism in Eukaryota, Fungi, Ascomycota, Eurotiomycetes, Chaetothyriales, Herpotrichiellaceae. The transcript is spliced from 4 exons. Gene Ontology annotation, molecular function: oxidoreductase activity. The record is from RefSeq and is a predicted model, not a curated record. Bases 1 to 747 code for a protein of 248 amino acids.